AUGUCGGCCACAGAACAGAUGGCGCAAAUGCUAAACGAACUGAUGGGUGUAAAACGAAAUGCGGAUAUUGGUGAUACGGAUGAGCCGGAUUUCGACGAACCUGAUGUGUGCAAGAAUUUUUUAGUUGCAUUCUGUCCAAAUGAAAUGUUCAGGAAUACGAAAGCUGAUCUCGGUUUCUGUCCAAAGAUUCAUGAUCCAGCUCUACGACUAAAAUAUCGUGAAAGCAGUCGUUUCGAGAAAUUAGGGUAUGAGGAAGAGUUUUUGAAUAAAAUCCGUCGUCUGGACGAUGAAGUACGUCGAAAAAUUGAAAAGAAUGAACGUCGUCUUGCUAUGACACAACCAGUUAUCAAAGAUGCUUCAAAAGAAGGCGGUGAGGGUGAAACAGAUGCACAACGCAGGCAAAAGGAACUUAUUUCUGAGCAACAAUCCAAUCUGUCUGCCAAAAUCAACGACUGUAUGGAAAAAGCCGAAGCCUUGGGGGCACUGGGUAAAGUGGAUGAAGCGAAAGAGCAAGUACGACAAGCAGAUAAAUUCAAGCAAGAGCGUGCAGCUUUGGAUCGUUUGCUGGCACAGUCGGCGAAUCCUACAAGCCAUAUUGAAGAUCUCGCUAAUCAGCUUUCAAAACCAAUGGAAGUUUGCCAGGUUUGUGGAUGUUUUAUGCUUGUAAAUGAUGUGCAACAACGAAUAGAUGACCAUUAUGCCGGUAAACAGCAUAUGGCAUAUGCAAGGAUUCGGGCGACAAUCGAAGAAAUGGAUCGAAAACGGGAAGAAAAACGAAAGGGAAAGAUAGAGCGUGAAGACAAGGAAAGGAAAGAUCGUGAGAGGAAAGAACGAGAUGACAGGGAACGACGGAAUGAAAGAGAUCGAGAAAGAGAGAGGGAUCGUGACAGGGAGAGAGAUAGAGAUAAGGAUCGAGAUCGAAGACGGGAUGACAGAGAUCGUGGGCAUCGACAUCGUUCCCCACGUACACGGCGAGAUGAUGAUCGACGCUACGACCGUCAUUCAGAUCGACAUCGAGAUAGAAGAGACGAUCGGGAUCGGCAUAGACGAUGA
Brugia malayi is the source of this 1053-nucleotide messenger RNA. Its product is annotated as putative salt tolerance protein. Gene Ontology annotation, biological process: mRNA splice site recognition. Gene Ontology annotation, cellular component: U2-type prespliceosome; U1 snRNP. Lineage: Eukaryota; Metazoa; Nematoda; Chromadorea; Rhabditida; Onchocercidae. The transcript is spliced from 8 exons. Gene Ontology annotation, molecular function: mRNA binding. The record is from RefSeq and is a predicted model, not a curated record. The coding region runs from base 1 to 1053 and encodes 350 amino acids.